CCACGGAUGUCUGCACGUCGCCACGCGGUGCGGCUGUGUGUGCGGCCGUUCGGGACGUCACCAGCAGCGGCAGCGGCAGAGGCAGUGCCACCACCGCCAGCACAGGGGGGCAUCUACAGGGGAUUCAAGUGAGGAGAUGGCUCUAAUGAAUCAACGGUUGUUUCUGUGCGUACUGUGCGUGUUGUGUGGUGCAGGUUUGACCGUGUGGCUGACAGCAAGGCCAAGAGCCCCGAGGAGCUCAUAGAGCUGGACCAGAUGGCCAUGGUUGGGAUGAAGGUGGGCGAUGGGAUAGAGGCAAUGACAGAAUGACAGCAAUGAGAGGAAUGAGUUGUGUGUGUGUGUGUGUGUGGCCGAUGUGCAGAGUUUCAAGCUGACGCUCAAGAUCCGCACCAUUAUCUCUGAGAUGCUCAAACGGUCACACACACAGACAGACAGACACACACACACACAGACACACACACAGACAUACACACAGACACACACACACACACAGACAGACAGGCAGCCAUGGAGGGCUGACUCUUCGUGUGUGUGCAUGUGUUGUUUGUGUGCAGGUUUGGGCACAAGGGCGAUCUCGAAGAGAUGGGCAAAUACAUGCAGGCAGGGGCAGCCAGCCACUGUCAAAUGAAUGCAUAGACACACAGCCCAGCCGCCUGUGUUUACUGUCUGUUGCUUACACACAGAUGCGGCUGCGCACGCGCACGUCAGCCGAGGUGCCACGCGUCCUGCCCUCAAGUAACCACACACACACACACACACACACACACACAGAGAGAGAGAGAGAGAGAGGGAUCAAGCUGAUCUAAUGUCGCACCGCUUACUGCCUUGCGUGUGUGGGUGUGUGUGGGGGUGUGUGGUACAGAUUUGUUGCCCGAGAGUGAGCAGGGGCAGUCUGUGGUCGACAAGAUAUUGAGCAAGCCGGGCUACAAGGAACUCAACGAGCUCCUGCAAGUCGCCCAAUGUGCGUAUGCACACACACACACCCAUUCAUCUAUCCAUCCAUCCAUCCGUUGUGUGUCCUUGUGCGUGCUCUCUAUCUCUGUGUGCACAUGUGGGUGUGGGUGUGGGUGGGUGGUAUCUUGUCGCGGCAGCUCUGCCGGAUGAGAGCGAGGUCAAGAAGUUGGCCAUUGCGCAUGCGGAAGACUCCAGACACAAACUGUACAACAUGACAUCAGUAUGUGUGGGUGGGUGCUGGGGAUGCGUUAGGGUGGGUGUUUGGUGCGCACGGAUGCGCUUGUUGGCUUUGUGCGUCUGUGUCUGUGUGUGUGUGCAGGUGAGCUACUCGCCCCAGGCAGCCCUCGCACAUACGGCACACAGGUCAACACACCCACACGUCCAAUGGUACGCACAUAUCUGUCUGUCUGUCUGUGUGUCUGUCUGUGUGUCUGUCUGUAUGUAUGUGUGUGUUAGGCUGCCCAAGCAGUAUGCGGCCUUCUUCCGAGUGCUCUACGAGGUCACCAAGCGCGUUCCCGACUUCAGGCCGCGCACACUGGUGGAAUACAACGCCCAAAGCGCACCGGGGAUCAUGUAAUGUACCUAUAGCACACACAGACACAGACACACACACGUACACAUGUUUUGAUGUGCUGUAUCGCUCUGUGUCCGUCCAUCUGCCCCUCUGUGUGGUGUGUGCGUGCAGUGCGGCACAUCACAUUUGGGAGGGGGGAUUCACCGACACACUGGCUGUUGAACCGUCGGGUAGGUCAAGAAUUGACGAAUGUGUUCGUCCAUCUCUCUCUGUCUCUGUGUGUGUGUGUGUGUGUGUGCGUGUAUGUGUGUGCAGAGCACCUGACGCAGAUCGGCAAGUUCCUCACCUCAGGUAGAAGCGUACCAGACACACAUCUUGGAGUUUGUGGAUUCUUAUGCGAAUGUGUGCAGAUUUCCCGUCCGUGCGGUGGCAGCUUCAGCUCUACGAAGUCAGUGAGCCAACACACACACGCCCACACACACACACAUGGACAGAUUGAUGCAUGUGUGUGUGCGCAAUCAGGUGACGCACACGUUCGAUUUGUGUCUGGUGUCGUACGCCCUGGCGGGCAUCAAGGGCCAGGAGUCGCGCGAGAUGCUCAUCAAGAACCUCUGGAAUAGAAUCAACCCCGGAGGCUGCAUGGUCGGCUUGCUGUCCUUCACACACACCUAUCCAUCCAUCCAUGCGCACCGGGCUGUGUGUAUGCGUGUGUGCCAGGUGGUAAUCGAGCCCGGCACACCUACUGGUCGGUACACCACACACGUACACGUGGAUGGAUGGAUGGAUGGGUGUGUCUGCCUGCCAUCGAUCCAUUCAUGUCAUGUGUGAGCAGGGUUUCGGUUCAUCCACGGCGUGCGUGAGAUAUUCAUCAAAGAGCUGGGGGAUAAGAAGUUCCACUUUGUCGCUCCGGUGCGUACACACGAACACACACACAGAUGUACCUGGAGGGAGAUGGGUCCAUCCAUUGUGCUGUGUGUGUGUCAGUGCCCACACGAAGGCAUGUGCCCUCUUGCCGUCACGGGCAAGGACUGGUCAGUCAUCUAUAUGGCACACACACGGACACAGAGAGAGAAUGCAUGUGCUUCGAUUCAUCCAUCCAUCAACGGUGUGCAUGUGUUUGUGUAAUGUGUGUGUCUGUGUGCAGGUGUCACUUCAGCCAGCGGCUGCACAAGAUACCCCACUACAUCUACAACAAAGUACGCACAAGUUCACGCCAAACACGCCAGGCACACCCUCACACAGACAGACAGACAGACACGUGAUGUGAUGUGUGCACAUGUGUCAGGGUUAUCGGUGCAACAACAUCGAUGACGAGAAGUUCAGCUUCUUGGUCAUUCGCAAGCAGCCGGGGCCCAGGUCAGUGGACGACAUACAUUCGCCUGUGUGUUCUGCACGUACGUCUUGAUGGUGCCCACUGUGCGUGCCGCACCCAAUAGGGUGCUGUACAAGACCGAAGAUGAGGCGCCUUUCCCCGCUCUCAAGUCCUACUUCUGGCCAAGAAUCAUAUACGUGAGCACGCGCCUUGAGCUGCAUAUGUUGACGUCCAUCCAUCCAUCCGCGGUGUGUGUCUGCAGCCGUCUCUGAAGCGAGGCGAGCACGUGCUGAUUGACGUCUGUGCGGUGCGCGUUGACGCAAACACAAACACUCACACCAAUGGCAAUCUGUGUCUCUCUGGGUGGGUGGGUGUUUCGGGGAAGCAGGCGCCUCAGAACUUCGAGCGGCUUGCCGUCACCAAGUCGCAGUCACACGCAUUCGGAUACCGGUAGGGACACUAUCACAUCGCACACCGCAUGUCCGUCGAUGUGCGCACUUACUUGUCUGUGUCGUUGCUGUGUGUCCCCGUCUGUGUCUUUGCUGUGUGCAGUCAGGCGCGCACAUCGAUGUGGGGAGAUCUCUGGCGAUACCCAAAGCGGCUGUGCCGACCAGAGGUCAGCCAUAUAUCCGUCCAUCCAGCCACACAUCGUGGCUCGUGUGUGUGUGUGUGUGUGUGUGCGAAAGGCACGUGCGUACAUCCCUGAUGAGACGAGGAGCCAUCUCGAGAGGAAGGCCAAGAAGGCACGAGAGGUAUGUCAGUGGGUGGGUGGGUGGGUGGGUGAUGUCAUCACCAACCAAUGCACAAGUGGGUGCGUAUUCCUGGCCACCCGCAUGGCCAUUGCGUGUGUAUGCAGGCUCUGAAGGCGCUGGACAGCAGCCAGGCUGAGGAGUUCCUCAAGAGGGAAAAGAGCCACUACGGCAGCUAACUAGUUGACCGACGGAUGGACAGAGGGAGGGAUGCACAGACCUUCAUGCCUGUCACCGUGUUUGUCGACUUUUGUGGCGGCGGUAUGUGUGACGGACCAAGUGCAGCGGCACUCUCUUGUACACAUAGACGGCCGCACUGUGGUGCGAUGGGACUUACUACGCGUGCGAUUACGUGUGCGAUAAUGGAGAAAGCAAAUCCUAUCCUCACAAUAGGAAC
Vitrella brassicaformis is the source of this 3926-nucleotide messenger RNA. The record is from the annotation of a GenBank genome assembly. NCBI's taxonomy places the organism in Eukaryota, Vitrellaceae.